AUGGAGAACAGAGCAAUCCUCAUGGUUUUGGCUUUUCUAUUAUGUGGUGUCAACAUUAACGUUCUAGUAAGUUGUGAAUACCACUACGCAGACUUGAACGGUUUCCAACAAAAAGAGAAAGUCACACAUCUCCAUUUCUACCUCUUCGACACGCUCAGUGGAAAUAAACCAAGUUCAGUAGAAAUUGCACGCCCAAACAUCACCACCAUUGGUGAAAAAUCACCAGCCCCGUUUGGGCAUGCGUUUGCUAUUGAUGAUCCAUUAAGAGAAGGUCCAGAUGAAAAAUCAAAAGUUAUUGGGAAUGCAGAGGGUCUAUAUUUAUCAUCAAGUCAAGGUGAGAAACUGACACUGGUGUAUUAUGUAGAUUUUGGAUUUACAACAGGAGAAUACAACGGAAGCUCUAUCAGUGUGUUUUCGAGGAAUCCAGUGACUGAGAAAGAUCGAGAGUUGGCUGUGGUUGGUGGAAGAGGCAAGUUUAGGAUGGCUAGAGGUUUUGCUCAUGUCAGGGCCCAUUUCCUCAACCCUGCAACUGGUGAUGCCAUUCUUGAAUACAAUGUCACUCUCCUUCAUUACUAG
Messenger RNA from Gastrolobium bilobum, 576 nucleotides. Its product is annotated as dirigent protein 4-like. Lineage: Eukaryota; Viridiplantae; Streptophyta; Magnoliopsida; Fabales; Fabaceae. Bases 1 to 576 code for a protein of 191 amino acids. The transcript has a single exon. The record is from RefSeq and is a predicted model, not a curated record.